AUGCCGCCGAAGAAAAGACCAACUGCUCGAAAGGCGGAUGCGCCGACGAUAAAGGCGUUUCGCAACAUUCCGGAGUUCAACAAGGUACAGUUUGAGAACGAUUAUAUUUAUGGUUUCGUGUUUCUUUUGUAGAUUCUGAAUGAAGCUGCCACCACUCUCGACAAGGCGGCAGGGGAGGUGUUUUCGGAAGUGUUCAAGGAUAUUGUCGACAUUUUUCGUUCUGCUAUCCCCGAUGAAAACACUGCGAAUGCGCUUCAGUCGAUUACGUGCGCAAAAGUAGAACAGCACAUUGCGCAGAUGGUCACGAGACAGGUAAAUUCUUAAAAAAAUCAACCUAUGAAUUAUUCAAAAAAAAAUUUCAGCUCGUUGCAUCACCAAUCGAAUCGGCAAUGAGAACACGCCCAUCCAUUCGUUCGACACGAUCUUCGGCCGCCAGUACUCGUUCCAAGACUAAACAACGAUCCAUCAAGAAAGAGAUUGAUGAGCAUCCGGAAACCAUAGUCGAAGAGGAUCAGGACCAGGACCUGGAGCCGGAGUCCGAACAGACAAACCGUAUGUUUGCCAAUGCUCCAGAAGAUGACGGUGAUGAUGACAUGGACGUCGAGGAUCAGGAUGUUACUCCGAGACCAGAAACGCCGCCAAUCAGUUCGGAGAUGACCGACGACGAAUUCGAGGGAAUCGCUGUGCCAAGCACACUCACUCGCAUGCAGCAGAUGAGCAUUUCCCGAAAAUUAGAGCCCGUCAGCAGUUCUUCUCGCACUCCUGUUAAGCAUGGAACGCCGCGCAGAAACCCGGCUCGUCAGGCCCAUACCGUUCCGACCACCCCUCGCAACGUGUUCCAAACGACCCCUGGAAGAACGCAGGCUCCAGCUGCUGCUCCACGAACUCCGCAUCGUUUGCCGUACCCGUACCAGGCGCCCGAGAACGAAAUGGACAAGAAGAUGAAGCACGCCGACGAGCUCCGCAACAAGGUGAUCGAGCAAAAGAAAGAGCAGGCUCGGAAAGCGGACGAGAAGCGGGUGGCAGUGAUGGAACGGAGAAAGGAGCAAGAGAAAGCGAAGCAGGAAAGGAUUGACGAGAUAAAGCGGAAAGAGGAGAAGACCGCGAACUUUGUCCGAAUGCAGAAGGAGCACAGGUCACCAACCAGGGCUCGUCUUCAGGUCGGCGAGCCAAAAACUCCGUCGUCUAAAUCGCAGUCGUCUCGCAAAAUUUUCGCGGCUGUGACCACCGAAAAUUUUCCAACUCCGGGACGGGUUCACGCCAAGCGAGGACGUAUAGAGGUGGCCACCAAAAAUGGCAAGAAAACUACAGUUGCAGAGCCGACUGUGAGGCUUUCGGUGAGCAUUUCAGAAAGGGUGAUCUCUAAAGUUUAUUUUCAGCCAUCUCGCAAUCUUCCACGAAACACUUCACGCCAAGUGAAAGCGGAGCCGAUGGAUCUGGAAAAGGACAUCACGCCAAUCAAGCAGAAACCGAAGGCGAAGGCGAAACGAUCGCACGUCUCUUCUGCUGCCGCAGCUGCUGAUGCGCACGCCGCUCAUCUCCAAGCCGAACAAGAGCAGUACCUGAUGAAGCUGGCUGCUGAGAAGAAGGCUGCGAAGGAUCGAGAGCUUGCCGAGGAGCAAGCGCGAGUGGCAGCGGAUGAGAAACAGAGUCAGGCGAAGAAGGAGGCUGAGGAGAAGGCGGAAGCCGCCCGACGAUAUCAAGUUGAGGAGAUGGAUCGUCUAAAGAAGCUGCAAGAAGAAGAGGAACAGCGGCUCCGUGAGCAACAAGAACGAGAAGAAGCCGAGUUGAAGGCCACACUUGCCAAGCAAGCGGAGAAGAAGGCGAAGCAGCAAGCAACGGGACGAUCGCCGCCUCCGGACGCCUACGAAAUGACGCCGCCGCGGACUUAUCAGGCGAAAUCGAAGAACGAUUACGGACUGCACGAUCUGAACAGUGACGACGAGACGGACCAGGAGGACGACCCGAGGAAGGAAGUGCCGGAGUGGGCGGACUUUGUGCUUGUCCGCGACAAUGUUCGCAAACAUACCUCCAAACCGCCAUUCGAUGUCAUCAAGUUCUUCGGUGAAAUCCAAAAGGUAGAACUCAUUCUGAUAUUCAAUGUAUUUAAAAUUCGAGAAUUAUUUCAGCCUAACCUCAAGGACAUCUUUGGAGACGUUGUGCGACUGAAGAAACGUGGCUCGUCGGCCGUCUGGAAGUCGCCGGCAGCUAGCAGCAAUCAUUCGCGCCAACCUCUGUUCGACAUCUCCGAGUAA
Molecule: messenger RNA, 2255 nt
Organism: Caenorhabditis sp. 36 PRJEB53466
Lineage: Eukaryota; Metazoa; Nematoda; Chromadorea; Rhabditida; Rhabditidae
Source: the annotation of a GenBank genome assembly